GCGCCAUUUAUAAAACGAACGUGAAAAUGAUGAUCAUUAAAAUCACUUUGUAUAACUUGGUUCAAAACAGUGUGUUUGCCAUCAAGUUCAGUGUCAACAACUAGCUAACGAGCUUUGAAGCCGAAACUAACGUCGCACUUAUUUCAAUUUACUCAAUUGCACUUUAAAUUACCUAGUUACUACUUGACAUCAUUCGGCAUAGCUUCUUUGUGUGGCGUACCAGCUCCUCUGCUAAGAAUUUGAUGCAUGACCAAGUCUAAAGGUGGGAUUUGCUUUAAUCUUCACCACCAAGAUGCUGAUCUUCCUGAUAACACUCCUGACGAUCGGCUUUGGAGCGUACUUCUUCCUGAAGCAUCGCUACACGUACUGGGAACGUAGAGGAGUGAAGCAAACUGAUGCAAAAUGGAUUUUCGGAGACACCUUCAGACAAUUUUUCAUGAGAGAAACUGCUGCUGAUCAGAUGAAAAGAUUGCACGAUCUCUACCCCAAUGACAGAUAUACAGGUGGUUAUCAAAUGGUGGUGCCUACUUUCAUGGUCAGGGAUCCCGAUUUGAUUAAAAGUAUAUGUGUCAAAGACUUUGAUCACUUCAGCAACCACAGGACAUUUGUCCCUGAAGAUGUUGACCCCCUAUUUGCAAAGAACUUAUUUGCGCUGAAAGAAGGACGAAGACAUGCAUCGACAGUCCUUGUUAAGCUCAUUCGGGCUCAAACUGAUCAUCACAAGAGCCACCUAGAUAGCAAGUUCGCUGAAACAUCAAUCCAUUAUUUAGAGAACAUAGCAUCCAUACUUGGACCAGCUCAAGUAUUUUUCAUAUCUCAAGAUGAUAAAGCUCGAGUCCCUAUUGGCGUAACUGCAGCAAAUCAAAGAUGGCGUGAGAUGCGUGCUGUGCUAAGCCCUAGUUUCACCAGCAGCAAAAUGCGAAACAUGUUCCUUUUGAUGUCCGACUGCGCAGAAAAAUUCGCCAAAUUCUUUAUGAGCAGAACGCGCUAUGGGGAGGUCAUAGAGGUCAACAUGAAGGAUACCCUAACGAGGUACACCAACGACGUCAUCGCGACUUGUGCUUUUGGAAUCGAGGUUGAUUCUUUGAACAACCCCGACAACAGUUUCUAUACAAUGGGAAAGAGAGCGACGGACUUCAGUUCGCUGGGAAGAAGGUUGAAGUUCAUGGGGUAUUUUCUUGUUCCAUGGCUCUUCAGGAUAUUCAACAUCUCGUUCUUCGAAGAAGACAUCAAACAAUUCUUCUACAAGCUGGUGGACGAAACGAUAAGGAUGAGAGAAGAGAAAGGUAUAGUUAGACCUGACAUGAUAAAUCUUAUGAUGGAGGCUAGGAAAGGGAAAGCAAGUAAAAUUGAUGCUGAUGAAAAAGCGUUGGAUAGCGGUUUUUCCGUUGUCCAGGAGUCAAACAUAACUAAUGGAAAAUUAUCGACUCCAAUCAAAAUAACCAACGAAGAUAUCGCCUCUCAAGUCAUGAUUUUCUUCUUCGGGGGCUUUGAUUCCACUGCGUCAACGAUGUGUUUCUUUGCACAUGAGUUGAUUGAAAAUCCAGACGUUCAAAGCAAGUUGCGGGAGGAAAUUAUGGAGACUAAAGCUCAGUGUAAUGGAAAGCUCACCUAUGAGGCGUUGCUCAAGAUGAAGUACAUGGACAUGGUGACAUCAGAAACUCUCCGCAAGUGGCCACUAGCAGUAUUCACCGACAGAGUUUGCACCAAGCCUUACACAAUUCAACCCGCUAAGCCUGGAGAAAAGCCAGUGCACCUAAGUGUAGGUCAACAUUUACUAUUUCCAGUCUACGGGAUUCAUCAUUAUUACAAGUACUACCCCCACCCAGAAAGAUUCGAUCCAGAAAGGUUCAGUGACGAAAACAAGGACAAAAUCAACCCUUACUCGUAUCUACCCUUCGGUCUGGGUCCCAGAAACUGCAUAGGCAACAGAUUCGCCCUAUUGGAAAUGAAGGCUGUCUUUUUCCAUUUGCUGAGCCACUUUGAGUUGGUACCCACAGAGAAGACUCAGAUUCCACUGAAGCUGAGUCAGGCCUCGAUCAAUCCUCAGGCUGAGAGAGGAUUUUGGAUGGGAUUUAAGAAGUUGGAGAAUUGAUCCAGAUCGGUGGAUAGAUCAGAUCAUGUAUAAGACUAGUAUUAGUUAUUAGCAUUUAAAUAUUUGAUGGAAUAUUUUGGAAAAACUGUGAUGAUGAAUUUGUAUGAAAAUAAACUUUUUAAAUGAUUCAAUUAUGAA
Molecule: messenger RNA, 2233 nt
Organism: Acanthoscelides obtectus
Lineage: Eukaryota; Metazoa; Arthropoda; Insecta; Coleoptera; Chrysomelidae
Source: the annotation of a GenBank genome assembly